This is a messenger RNA of Sphenostylis stenocarpa, 468 nucleotides long. The record is from the annotation of a GenBank genome assembly. Lineage: Eukaryota; Viridiplantae; Streptophyta; Magnoliopsida; Fabales; Fabaceae.
AUGAAGAGUGCGAUUUGUGGGAGAAUUCUCUCUCCCAAUCAUGUCUUCAAACCAGGGGACACACAUUCAUUUUGUAAAGGACCAUACUCCAAUCUUUGCGUACCCAUGGCUGUAUUGGCAACAGGACUUGGUAAAGGAGGAGGGCUGCUGGAAAAGCCAGUUAUUGAAAAAGUCACCCCUGGCCGUGAGUCUGAAUUUGAUUUAAAGAAAUCACGGAAAACAGCACCACCAUAUCGUGUAAUAUUGCACAACGACAACUACAACAAACGGGAAUACGUUGUUCAAGUACUGAUGAAGGUCAUCCCUGGAAUGACCCUUGAUAAUGCAGUUAAUAUCAUGCAAGAAGCACACUAUAAUGGGUUGUCAGUGGUGAUCAUCUGCGCACAAGCUGAUGCCGAAGAUCAUUGCAUGCAGCUAAGAGGCAAUGGGUUGCUCAGUUCAAUUGAACCUGCAGGUGGUGGCUGCUGA